Mercenaria mercenaria is the source of this 1247-nucleotide messenger RNA. RefSeq lists its product as uncharacterized. Gene Ontology annotation, biological process: DNA recombination; DNA integration. The transcript is spliced from 3 exons. Gene Ontology annotation, molecular function: DNA binding. The record is from RefSeq and is a predicted model, not a curated record. Lineage: Eukaryota; Metazoa; Mollusca; Bivalvia; Venerida; Veneridae. Bases 330 to 1247 code for a protein of 305 amino acids.
CAACUUUUGGUGUUCACGAGUGAAAUUACCGUGAUAUUACAUCGAUACCAACAAUUUUUCUGUUUAUUUUAUGUCUAAAACUCUACUUUUGUUGUGUUUAUUUCAAUAAGAUGUCGAAAUCUGCGGGAAAUUUUAUCAGGAAGCAUCGCAAAGAUGACGUCAUUUUAACGACGUCAUCGUCAUAUUGUUUCCGGCUUUCAGUACGCUCGGUAAACUUUUUGACGUUAAUCCGGGUAUCAGAUUUGAUAAUUUUCACUGAGUGGCCAGUGAGUUUAUCAGGAUAUAAUUCACCGUUAUAUUUCGAUAAACCACCGAAAAACAUAAAAUAAAUGAAGUUAUUCUUCUCUUUUCUGAUGUCAAAAAAUGAAAUGAGAAAACCAGAAUACAUUCCCCCAUAUCAGCUUAAUUCAUUACUGUGUGAAUUUAUCUUGGGUGUUACCAAGAAAGAUGGCAGGGAAUAUGAGCCUACAACUUUGCGGGGCUUUAUAAGCUCUGUUGACAGAUAUCUAAAAGCAAGUGACAGCAAUGUUGCCAUAUUCAAGGACAGAGAAUUUUCCAAAACACGAGCUGUCCUUUCAAGAAAACAGCAACAGCUGAAAGGCCAGGGACUUGGCAAUAAGCCGAGAGCUGCAGAAACCAUGACAGAGUCUAUCAUUGACCAGAUGCAUGAAGCCAGGACACUAGGUGACUACACUCCAAGGUCUUUGUUACACUCCAUGUGGUUUGUAUGCACAAACCAUUUUGGAAUGCGGACAGGCAAAGAAUGCCGUGAUCUCUGCUGGGGAGAUAUUCAUCUUAGAAUGGACGAAACUUCUGGUGAGGAGUAUCUUAUAUAUGACCAAGAGAGACAAACCAAAACCAGAUCUGGUUCAAAUCCUCGGGACAUUAGAGGUACAAAACCCAAAGCCUAUGCCACUGCUGACGCCCAGAGAGAUCCUGUACAUCUGUACAAGCUGUACAGCCAGAAACGACCGGACGAAAUGUGCAAACCUGACAGCCCAUUCUUCCUUACACCAAAUGAUAAACCACAGAGAUGCUGGUUCAAAAAAACCCCACUUGGAAUAAAUAAACUUUACAACAUUAUGAGAGACAUGAAGGCUGAAGCAGGAAUUGAAAAUCCCAGAAUAACGCCUUACAGCUCCAGAAAACAUCUGGUUCAAACUCUAAACGAUGCUGGGGUCCCUGCCAACCAAAUCAUGCAAAUUUCUGGUCACAAGAAUGUGAAUUCUAUAAAACAACUACAGUAA